AUGCCACUACACCAAACUUUCAUCUACACUGGGAAGCUACAACCAGACGAAACUAAACAUACAACAUUUCCAACAACAAGAACAAUAUCGCGGAAUAGUCGAAUUUCUUUCUCUUCAUCAACUAUAACCACAAAUUUAAUUAUUUCAAUUCUACUGCUAGCAUUUAUCACCUCUCUCAUACAAUCUCUAUAUUAUCAGAUAGUGUAUUCAUCCAACAAUGACAACAAACUUUAUAGUCACACAUUCUUUGUGAAUGCUGCCACUACAUGCUAUGGUGUUGACAGCACGGAUCCUAGUGUUUGCUCGGGUAAUGGAAAUUGUACCAGUAAGAAUAAUUGUGAGUGCAAUGAUGGAUUUAGUGGAAACAAAUGUCAAACAGAGACGGUGAAAUGUUAUGGUGUAGUAGAUACUGAUCCUACAGUAUGUUCAGGUCAUGGAAAUUGCUCUAGUAAGAAUAAUUGUCUGUGUGAUUCAGGGUACAGUGGUAACAAGUGUCAAACCUUUGAUGGUACUAGUUCGAUAUCGUGUUAUGGAAUCGAUUCGACAGAUAGUUCAGUUUGUAAUUACAAUGGUAAUUGCACAGCAACGAAUAAUUGCGUUUGUAAUCAAGGAUAUAGUGGAAAUCAGUGCCAAACAUUGGAUAGCUCUUUUAAAUGUUAUGGAGUUGACUCUACUGACGUUUCUGUUUGUAAUGGAAAUGGAAAUUGUACAUCAACUAAUAAUUGUGUCUGCAAAUCUGGUUACACUGGGAAUCAAUGUCAAAAUGAAGAUAGUUCAUUUAAAUGCUACGGGGUUGACUCGACAGAUAUCUCUGUUUGUAGCGGAAAUGGAAAUUGUACAAGCUCAAACAAUUGCGAAUGCAAAUCUGGUUAUACUGGUAAUCAAUGUCAAUCAAUUGAUAGCUCUUUCAAGUGUUAUGGUGUUGAUUCGAUAGAUAUCUCUGUUUGCAAUGGAAAUGGUAAUUGCACUAGUUCAAAUAAUUGUGUUUGUAAAUCUGGUUACAGUGGAAAUCAAUGUCAAACCUAUGAUGGCGGUAAUAGUGGUUCAUUUAAAUGCUAUGGAGUUGAUUCUAGUGAUAUCUCUGUUUGUAGUGGAAACGGUAACUGUACUUCUGCUAAUAAUUGUGAAUGUAAGGCAGGUUAUAGCGGCAAUCAAUGCCAAACCUUCUCUACCUCUUUUAAGUGUUAUGGUGUUGAUUCGACAGAUAGUUCAGUUUGUAAUGGAAAUGGCAAUUGCACCUCCUCUAAUAAUUGCGAAUGUAAAUCUGGAUACACAGGAAACCAAUGUCAAUCAAUUGAUAGCUCGUUCAAGUGUUAUGGUGUUGAUUCGAUGGAUGUCUCUGUUUGCAAUGGAAAUGGUAAUUGCACUAGUUCAAACAACUGUGUUUGUAAAUCUGGUUACAGUGGGAAUCAAUGUCAAAACAAUGAUGGCAGUAGCACCAUUAAAUGUUAUGGUAUUGAUUCGACUGACCCAUCAGUUUGCUCAGGUCAUGGUAUCUGUUCCUCAACCAACGACUGCCAAUGUGAAAAUGGUUACAGUGGAAAUAAGUGUCAAACCUUUGCAAACGAAACAUCUACUUUCAAAUGUUAUGGUGUAGAUUCUUCGGAUCCUACUGUUUGCUCUGGUAAUGGAAACUGUACAUCCACCAACAAUUGCCAAUGCCAAUCAGGAUUCAGUGGAAAUAAGUGUCAAACUACAGUUAAUUAUUGCUUUGGUUAUGAUGAAAAUGAUAACAAUGUUUGUGGUGGUCCAGAUCGAGGAAAAUGUACAUCUAACGAUGUUUGUGAAUGUAAGGGAAGCUACGUUGGUUACGAUUGUGGUGCUUUUGUUUCAGACAAAUCACUCAUCAAAAUAACCUCAAAAUAUUCAAAGAUUCUAAGCACCAAUACUGACAUUAAUUUCAUAACAAUUAGUAUUCCAAAGCUCACUAACAGCUACAAGGGAAUUGAGAAUAGACUCAAGAGUACUUUGGUGAUUUUCAGCAGUAAUGUUACUAUUGAUUAUUCCACUACUGGAAUGAUUGAACAGUUUCAAUUGUAUAAGAACAUGACACUUGGCGUCUACUCUCUCAAUUUAACCAUUGUUGAUACUACUUAUAACAUUCAAGUUGCUGCUACUGUUGAGAGCUCAAUAUUUUCUAUACUGACUCUUGAACAAACUACUCAAAGUGUGGAUACCUUGACAGCAAAAGAAAUUGCACAAGUUACAAAGCAAUUGAACCAAAUUACAAACCAACAACAAUUUAUUUCUACUGUGGUUUCUACUUUGAAAGAGAAUGUUAAUAAUUACACAAUUGAUGAUGGUUUAGAUUUGACUUCGUCACUAUUAGAUAUUUCCAAUGUCAAGUUGGAUACUAAAUCUAAACUGGGAAUAUCUGAAACCCUAAAAUCAUAUGCUCAAAAUAUGAUCGAAAAGUUUGACAAUUUCACAACAGAACAAGUCAAACCAGUUGCAAUUAACAUCGUUUCUGUUGCCUCAAAUAUUUUAAAUCAAUCUAUAUUUACUGAACCAUCAUCUAAAUUUGUGGUUAUCGGUAAUUCUAUUCAAUCCGUUGAAAAGACACUUUCCCUUGUUACGAUUGUUAAUCCAACAGAAAAUUUAUCAAUUGAAACUUCGAUGAUUAAGGUUCUUCUCAUUUCAAAAUCAGAAUACAAGAAUUUACAUACUAUAGAUAAGGAUUAUACUCUUAAUCUUCCAGAAUUGGGGUUUGAAUAUUCGUUUGGUUUGGUAAAAUAUGAAAAUUACUUGACAGAAGAUUUGCAAAACACAAGUUCAAUUUCUGACAUUUUGCAAGUGAGACCAAUGUUGAAUGGUGUUUUUAGCCCUCUCAGACAUUUAUCCACUCCAUUCAAUUUGACUUUCUCUAUCAAACAUUUCGGUGCGCCACCAAGUAAUGAAACAGUUGCAACUGUGGUUUGCAAAUAUUGGAACGAAACAACUAAUGAAUGGUUGAGUGAUGGAUGUAGCACCACAAUCCUUUCGGCUGAUCAAGUCUUGUGCUCAUGCUAUCACACAACAAAGUUUUCCUCCUUUGUGGAUUAUUCUAAAGUGAAUUUCAGUACCAGAACUAUUCAGACAUCACUAGCCGUUGCCAACAUCAUUUUCAGUUCCUUAUUUAUUGCUGCAAUUCUAGUUAUCCUUGUGUUGUUGGUAAUUUUCAGAAAAUCCCAACCUGUAAAAUCAAGAUUUAUUACUCCCUACUUUGCAUUAACUGCCCUAUUGAUUGAUAAUUUGGUUUCUGGUAUUAUUGCCAAAGGACUUUUACUUGGAAAUUACUCAUUCAAUGUAGUUAUCAUGACAAGUGUCUGUGCAGUAAUUUCAAGUGCACUAUUGGCAAGUGCAGUCUGGUGCUAUUUUGUCAUGUCCAUUCGUUUCAUCAUCCACAGAUACUUUUACGAAUACAUGAUGAGAGUGGUUGAGAACAGACAACAAAAGAAUGCCGUUUUGGUUAAGAUUUUGAACAUUUUCAAACAGGAUAAGCUUCUCAUCUUGUCUAGUUUGAUGAUUGGUUUUGGUUUUGUCUUGUACUUUACCAUUUUUAUCAUUUUGAAGGGAGUGGAUGCUUUCUCUGAUUCUCAAUUCACUUACUCAACAACCAUUUCAUUGUUUAUUAUUUUACUUUUCAUGACGGCGAUGGUAAUUGCUAUUUACAUUUUAGACUUUUAUUUGGACUUUACAAACAAACAAUUAAGAGAUGAAUUAGUUGACAUAUCUGAUGAAAUAAUGUUAUUAGAAAGUGGAGAUUCAAGCUUGAACAAUCUCAAUUCUAGAAAAUCCCUUAAAAUUACAAAACCUUUCGUUGAUUUGUUGGAACAAUCCCAUAUUAAGAAGUUUUUCAAUUUAUUCUACUCAAAUGACAAGUUAAUGUUCAGACCUGAGGCCAUUUUCUUCAUGUUAGGUAUUUCAUUCUUUACCAUUUCUUACUGCUUGGGAUUUGCCAGUGUCCAUGACCGUUACGUAUCAAAUCCAACUUCUACACAAAUUCAAACAGUCGACAUUCUCGAUGCAGUUGCAUUCCUUUUUGAAGUCUUGAUGACCGUUUGUUUGAUUACUAGCUUUGGAGGUUUCUCUGUUGGUUGGGCCAUUUUCACUGAAACCAGAAAGAGAAGUUGCUUCAAGGAAUCCAGACAAGCUUCUGUCAAUGCUGAGAGAAUCAAAUCUCAAAGACUUGAAAGCUACGAGGAUCUUACCAACAGGUUUGAUGUUUACAAGCUCAUGAAGAACAAGUACUUGUUAAGACUCUUCCAACAAUAUGCCAAGUUGGAAAUGUCACUAGAAAAUUAUAUUGUUUGGAUGCGAAUUGAACAUGCCAGAUCUAAAUUUGCCAAAUUGUGGGUUGAUAUGGAUGGAGAAGCAGCAUCUAUCGAGGAAUGGAAUUCACUCUUGGAGGAAUUACUUGGAUGGCUAAAGGAUCACUUGGAUCCAGAUGCAGAACUCGCUCUCAAUGUCAGCCACCACUCUGUUAAACAAUUCAUUGCUGCUGUGCAUAUGCUAGAAAGCAAAAUUGACACCAUUUCAACUAAGAACAGAGAUUCCCUAUUCAAUUUGAAAGAAAUGGUUAGACAAGCCAUUGAUUCAUUAAUCAUCGAUGUUCUCUACAAUUUAACAGACACCUAUUCAAGAUUUAUCAUCACGGAUGAAUACAAAGCUCUCAAAGAAGUAGAAUCUGUUACCGAAAUGAAUACUUUCAAAUAA
This is a messenger RNA of Naegleria gruberi, 4695 nucleotides long. RefSeq lists its product as uncharacterized. Lineage: Eukaryota; Heterolobosea; Eutetramitea; Acrasida; Naegleriidae. The transcript has a single exon. The record is from RefSeq and is a predicted model, not a curated record. Bases 1 to 4695 code for a protein of 1564 amino acids.